This is a messenger RNA of Cryphonectria parasitica EP155, 654 nucleotides long. RefSeq lists its product as uncharacterized. The coding region runs from base 1 to 654 and encodes 217 amino acids. The record is from RefSeq and is a predicted model, not a curated record. NCBI's taxonomy places the organism in Eukaryota, Fungi, Ascomycota, Sordariomycetes, Diaporthales, Cryphonectriaceae. The transcript has a single exon.
AUGUCGAGCGACGUCAAACACGAGUCUAAACCCAUGCCGCCAAGCCCCAAAUCGGCCCCCAUGAAGAUACAGCUCGAGAACGAGGAUGAGGCUACGGUCCUUAAGACCACCACCGCCGCCGUACCCGCCAACAACAUCUUCACAGACGCAGCCCGCGAAGCUCUCCCAACCGACAACAACCCCGCCCUCGACCGCGCCCUCCAUGACGCAGCCGCCGACAUGUCCCGCCGCGCCUCCGCCACCGAGGCCCAGUCCUCCCUCCGCGACUCAAUAGCCAGCCUCGCAAUCGACGGCGACGACCAACAGCCCCACCCUCCAUCCCGCUCGCUCCCUGGCCUUGGCCUGCCAAGCGACCUCCAGAAUCUCAGCGAUGAGGAGCUGCGCGACCUCGCCGAGAACUUGUCGCGGGUGCUGGGCGAGUCCUUGCUUGGUUCGGGCCAGACGCGGGCUGACGUGCUGCGGCGCUUGCUAGCUUUGGAUUGUGAGAGGACGAGCCUGGAGGAGGGUCUUGGCAGUGCGGUAGGCGGAGAUGGUGCGGACUCGACUGGCGGUGGGUCGAAGGGGGAGGAGAAGGAGGUGGUGGUGGUGGAGGUGGCGGAGAAGGAGGGUGAGAAGCACGAGGAGGAGAAACAGGCGGGUGGGAGUCGUGCGUAA